Messenger RNA from Suillus paluster, 1426 nucleotides. Its product is annotated as UbiA prenyltransferase family. Gene Ontology annotation, cellular component: membrane. The record is from RefSeq and is a predicted model, not a curated record. Lineage: Eukaryota; Fungi; Basidiomycota; Agaricomycetes; Boletales; Suillaceae. Gene Ontology annotation, molecular function: transferase activity, transferring alkyl or aryl (other than methyl) groups. Bases 377 to 1252 code for a protein of 291 amino acids. The transcript is spliced from 4 exons.
CAUGAGACCAGUGCCGUGAUCGGUCCAUCUAAUUCUUCAUGGAUGGCCUGACAGAGAGAUGACCCAGAGAUCACUGACGCCUAUGAAUAAUUAGGCUUCGGUAUCAAAAAACCUCCAUCCCAACUGCAUACACCGGGCUCUGAGUAUUCCACGUUACUCUUGGUAUCACGUUCUUACGUUACUUUUGGAAGCACAAUUCGUUUUUUUGCCUUCGAGUUCCUUGCAUGCUCUCGGCAACCUUUGUCAUACGGACCGGAACGUGAUGCACGUUUCCGAACUUAUUGGACUUGUUUCACAGAACCGCGCAAUUUCAGCGCAUAUUUAGAAUAUAAAGGCUUCGACCCAGCGUACAACUUGACUAUCCAGAAUACUCAGUAUGCUCUCUCAAGCCCUAGUUCGCGCUGAUAGCAUCGCUCGUCAUCUCGAGACGGUUUUCCUCUUUACGAAAGCUGAUGUCAGAACCACUCUGAUACCUGUCACCAUAUUCGCAUUAUCCGCAGCUCCCAUGCAUCACCCCACCCGCGCUUUGCAUGCCGCUUUGUGGAUAUGGUUCCAUCUAUUGCAGUUCAACAUUUCAAACCAGAUCCAGGAUCCAGAGGAGGACCGCAAGAAUAAACCCUCCCGUCCGAUACCUGCUCAUCGGAUUUCCGUGGACAGCGCAGCUGAUAUGCGCUGGGUGAUGGUCCCAGUCUGCUUGAUGCUAUCGUUGUGGUACGGAACUCAGGCUCUCCUAUCCAGCACCGUUUUUGCAGUGUUGACGAUCUGGUACAACGAACUGCACGGUGAUAAAAUGGGAUUAUCAAAGAAUGUACUCACGGCCAUCCUCUAUGGGUGCUUAGAGGUCGGAGGAACAGUUGCUGCGGGCUACCGCAACUCACAUAUCGAUAAAGCUGGUGCUUUGGCAGUCGUACUUAGCUCGACAGUUUUUGCGACUACGCUUCAUGCGCAAGACUUUAAGGAUGAAGUGGGCGAUCGCCUUACUGGCAGACGUACGCUACCCACAAUCUUCCCCAAAGCCGCGCGCUUUUCAAUGAUGCUCGGCAUUCCCCUAUGGUCGUUUGCCUUGAGCUGUAUCUGGCAGAUAGAUACACUCUCUACCGCUGCAUUUGUAACCUAUGGCGCUUUUGUGGGGAGCAGGUUUGUGAUGUACAACACGGUGGGCGCCGAUAAACAGUCCUGCAAAUUUUACAGCUUGUGGUACUCACUUGGCCAUCUACUUCCUGGUUACUGGCGUUACUUCUAUGGUGUUUGAGUAUUAGGACUCGGAGAUGAGAUUACCGGGAAACGGAGAGUUAGUGAACAUAAUGCGUAUGGUCUUGGUUUCUGGUUUGCAGUUUUGAUAUUCUACAAUAAGUAGUCAUAAGUAAUCCCAUACACUGCGUCUCGCACAGGAAGUGAUACAGGCCGGGUCACGUGACAUUACGUG